Molecule: messenger RNA, 683 nt
Organism: Bombyx mori (domestic silkworm)
Lineage: Eukaryota; Metazoa; Arthropoda; Insecta; Lepidoptera; Bombycidae
Exons: 2
Coding region: 86-547 (153 amino acids)
Source: RefSeq, a predicted model, not a curated record
UUCUUGCACAAAUAAAAGAACUUGUCGUUACGCUGCUGGUUUUUAUUGUCACAUCAUUUGCAACAAUCAGAAGUGGCAUAAAGAAAUGAAACAACGUCAUAUACACGCUCAGAUCUCUCGGUCUUCUGACAAGUUUGAAGAAGAUGAAGCUCCUAUUCCACUGGCGAGGAAGGUGUUGAAAAAUUGCUUCAGAAGGAGGUCCACAAGGCGAUACUUGAGCUACAGGAUGAAGAACCUGGAACAAUCAAAUCAAAGGGACUUCGACGUCGUCGGACCAAGAGCGCCUGCCGCCCUGUCCUUCCAUAAUUCUGGUUCACGUGGAGGGAAACUAAAAGAGCAGCAACGUGGUUACUCCACUGCGGCACUACGAGAUUCACGGCUACGAGCUUCCUUCUCCCUGCCUGCGACGCUGCUGCGCGGCGAAGACAGCUACGUCAAAGUCAUCAACAUGAGCUCGGAGACCAUCAUGUGGCCGCCGGGCGAGGUCCUGCCGAGGGCCAACAGCUGCGAGGAGCCACAGCCAAACAGCCAGGAUGGCCGAAUGUAACGGACGUGACGUCAGCUGUCAUGCCCUGCCGCCAGCCAAGCCGCCAAGCCAUAUUAACACGCCCCCUUCCGCCAUAGCCACCGCCACCGCCGCCAGCCAAAGCCAACGAAGGGGGGAUAGUGUUAAUAAAACAAGC